AUGCCAAAGUUCCAUCCGGUGUUUGGCCAUCUUAUUGCCCUGAAAGAACAUAUUCAGGCACUACCACGGAACGCAACCAUACAUGUCGCAGUGCGUCGCAUGGCUGAGAAGUUCCCAAAUGGGAUCUUCUACCUCAACUUAUGGCCUUUCAAUGAGACAGUGAUCGUAGUGACGAAUCCGUCUUUGGCAUCGCAGGUCGAGACAGCUUUUCUGGACAAGCCCGCACACAUAAAGUCAACGUUCGAUGUCAUAAGUGGCGGGCCAACAAUACAGACAAUGUACGGAAAUACCUGGAAGCAGUGGCGGUCUCUAUUCAACCCUGGAUUUGCUUCGGGCUACAUGACCCAACUCGCCCCGGCAAUUGCAGAGGAGGUGGAAGUUUUCUGCACGUUACUGAAACGGCGGGCACAAUUGGGGAACGUGUUUCAAUUGGAGGAGUUUACAUUGCGCAUGACGUUCGACAUCAUUGCGCGGGUGACGCUUGACAAUCGCCUUCAUUAUCAGACACAGGGAAGUGCUCUGGCGGAUUGUUUGCGGAGACAGGUUUACUGGACGCCAUUCGCGACGACUUUCAAUCCAAUCAGACGGUAUCUUAGUCCUCGGCCUUUGGUUCAACGUUACAACAGCUAUCGGAUGAACAAGUAUAUCGGCACAGAAAUCGACAAACAGUUUGAUGAAUUGGCAGCGGCGCGCAGACAUCCCACCCAGAAAACAAGUCCGAACUCCAGGUCUAUCAUAGCACUGACCAUGGACAAAUACUUGGAUGAGCUGGGAGACAGCCAGAUGUCAAAGGAGGAGUUCAAGCGCCUUGCCACCUCACAGUUGCGUAUGUUUCUCUAUGCUGGCCAUGACACUACAAGUAGCACACUACUUUACUGCUACCUACUACUUUCUCAAAAUCCAGAGUCGCUCUCGAAGGUCCGCGAGGAGCAUGAUGCUGCAUUUGGAAAGGACUUCAGUGUUGUUCACAUCACCAGGUCCAUAGAGCGCGAUCCCACACUACUGAACCGAAUACCAUAUACACUGGCUGUUACGAAGGAGGUCCUUCGUCUCUUCCCUCCAGCAGGAAGCAUCCGCACAGGCCGACCGGAUUUUACCCUCUCCGAUGGAGGCCAACAACACCCUACUGACGGGUGUAGCAUCUGGGUUCUCAGUCUCGGUAUGCAUCACAGUCCGGAGGUUUUCGUGCGACCAGAGGAAUUUCUCCCAGAGCGUUGGUUAGUCGGGCCCGAGGAUCCCCUGUAUCCGAACAAAGCCUCCUGGACGGCUUUUGAAUGGGGUCCACGCAACUGUAUUGGUCAGUCGCUUGCCAUGCUAGAGCUUAGAGUUGCACUAGUGAUGACAGUGAGGCUGUUCGACAUUAUCCCGGCUUACGACGAGUGGGACAAGUUGCAUCCCAGAGGAGGAAUUAAAGUAGUUGAUGGAAAUCGGGCAUACCAGGCGGAGAUGGGUGGUGGAGGGGCGCACCCUGUUGAUGGUUUCCCAGUCAAAGUUUCGCUCAGAACGUAA
This is a messenger RNA of Westerdykella ornata, 1509 nucleotides long. Its product is annotated as cytochrome P450. NCBI's taxonomy places the organism in Eukaryota, Fungi, Ascomycota, Dothideomycetes, Pleosporales, Sporormiaceae. The transcript is spliced from 2 exons. The coding region runs from base 1 to 1509 and encodes 502 amino acids. Gene Ontology annotation, molecular function: iron ion binding; monooxygenase activity; heme binding. The record is from RefSeq and is a predicted model, not a curated record.